UCUGCCAGCCUGGUAUUGACCUACUUUCCCCUUCUUAUCUGCGUGUGCAACAUUCGUUGUGUUUGCUGUACCCAGUGUGCUCUCACGUCACAACGAAUGUUUGUCCCUCGCCGCGUUCCUGUGAGCUGAGCGCUAAAGGUCUGGCUAACUCGGCGGAGGAAACCAUGGAGGAGAAACGUUGCUGGAGACCAUGGCCAAAAUGGAGGUGAAGUCCUCGCUCCUGGACAACAUGAUCGGCGUGGGAGACAUGGUUCUUCUAGAACCACUCAACGAGGAGACCUUCAUCGGCAACCUCAAGAAGCGCUUCGACCACAACGAGAUAUAUACAUACAUUGGAAGUGUGGUUAUAUCCGUGAACCCCUACCGGUCCUUGCCCAUUUAUUCGCCCGAGAAAGUGGAGGAUUACAGAAACAGAAACUUCUACGAGCUGAGCCCUCACAUCUUUGCUCUGUCAGAUGAAGCGUACAGAUCCCUCCGUGAUCAAGAUAAGGACCAAUGCAUACUCAUUACGGGAGAAAGCGGAGCAGGAAAAACAGAGGCCAGCAAGCUUGUUAUGUCCUAUGUGGCGGCCGUGUGCGGCAAAGGAGCCGAAGUGAAUGAGGUCAAGGAGCAGCUUCUGCAGUCCAACCCUGUCCUGGAAGCCUUUGGAAAUGCCAAGACUGUGAGGAACGACAACUCGUCCCGAUUUGGCAAAUAUAUGGAUAUUGAAUUUGACUUUAAAGGUGACCCGCUGGGAGGAGUGAUAAGCAACUAUCUUUUAGAGAAAUCUCGUGUCGUUAAGCAGCCAAGAGGUGAAAGAAACUUCCAUGUCUUCUAUCAGCUGCUCUCUGGAGCCUCUGAGGAGCUGCUCCAGAAGCUGAAGCUGGAGCGGGAUUUCAGCAGAUACAACUACCUGAGCCUGGACUCCGCCAAAGUUAACGGUGUGGACGAUGCUGCCAAUUUCAGAACCGUCAGGAACGCCAUGCAGAUCGUGGGCUUCAUGGACCAUGAAACCGAGUCAGUCCUAGAGGUCGUGGCCGCCGUCCUGAAGCUGGGGAACAUCGAGUUCAAGCCCGAAUCUCGAGUGAAUGGCUUGGAUGAGAGCAAAAUCAAAGAUAAAAACGAGUUAAAAGAAAUCUGCGAACUGACCAGCAUUGAUCAGUUGGUUCUGGAAAGAGCCUUUAGUUUCCGGACCGUCGAAGCAAAGCAGGAGAAAGUUUCGACCACCUUGAACGUGGCUCAGGCUUAUUAUGCCCGCGAUGCCCUGGCUAAAAACCUCUACAGCAGGCUGUUUUCAUGGCUGGUAAAUCGCAUCAAUGAGAGCAUUAAGGCACAAACCAAAGUGAGAAAGAAGGUCAUGGGUGUUCUGGACAUUUACGGCUUUGAAAUAUUUGAGGAGAACAGCUUCGAGCAGUUCAUUAUUAAUUACUGUAACGAGAAGCUUCAACAAAUCUUCAUCGAACUUACUCUGAAGGAAGAGCAAGAGGAGUACAUACGGGAGGACAUAGAAUGGACUCACAUUGAUUACUUCAACAAUGCUAUCAUUUGUGACCUGAUAGAAAACAACACAAACGGAAUCUUGGCCAUGCUGGACGAAGAGUGCCUGAGACCCGGCACCGUCACAGACGAGACCUUUUUGGAAAAGCUGAACCAAGUCUGUGCCACCCACCAGCACUUCGAGAGCCGGAUGAGCAAGUGUUCCCGCUUCCUCAACGAUACGACCCUGCCACACAGCUGCUUCAGAAUCCAGCAUUAUGCUGGCAAGGUGCUGUACCAGGUGGAAGGGUUUGUGGACAAGAACAAUGACCUCCUGUACCGAGACCUGUCCCAAGCCAUGUGGAAGGCUGGCCACGCCCUCAUCAAAUCCCUGUUUCCCGAAGGGAACCCCGCGAAGGUCAACCUGAAAAGGCCUCCGACAGCCGGGUCGCAGUUCAAGGCCUCAGUGGCCACUCUGAUGAAGAACCUGCAGACCAAGAAUCCGAACUACAUCAGGUGUAUCAAGCCGAACGAUAAAAAGGCAGCGCACAUCUUCAACGAGAGCCUCGUCUGCCAUCAGAUCAGGUACCUGGGUCUUCUGGAGAACGUCCGAGUGAGGCGGGCAGGCUACGCCUUCCGGCAGGCCUAUGAACCAUGCCUGGAAAGAUACAAGAUGCUUUGCAAGCAAACGUGGCCUCACUGGAAAGGACCAGCAAGGUCUGGUGUGGAGGUUCUGUUUAAUGAGCUAGAGAUCCCAAUGGAAGAGUACUCCUUUGGCAGAUCCAAGAUAUUCAUCCGGAACCCAAGAACAUUAUUCCAAUUGGAAGACAUAAGGAAGCAGCGGCUGGAGGACCUGGCCACUCUCAUUCAGAAGAUUUAUCGGGGAUGGAAGUGCCGUACACAUUUCCUGCUCAUGAAGAAAAGCCAAGUUGUGAUUGCGGCCUGGUGCAGGAGAUACGCGCAACAGAAGCGGUACCAGAAGAUAAAGAGCUCAGCCCUGGUGAUUCAGUCCUACAUCCGGGGCUGGAAGGCCCGCAAACUCCUCCGGGAGCUGAAGCAUCAGAAGCGCUGUAAGGAGGCAGCCACCACCAUUGCAGCGUACUGGCACGGAACCCAGGCUCGGAGGGAGUUGAAACGCUUGAAGGAAGAGGCUAGGCGUAAGCAUGCAGUUGCUGUCAUUUGGGCUUACUGGCUUGGACUGAAGGUGCGCCGGGAAUACAGGAAAUUCUUCAGAGCGAAUGCUGGGAAGAAAAUCUAUGAGUUUACGCUUCAAAGAAUUGUACAAAAAUACUUCUUGGAAAUGAAAAACAAAAUGCCUUCCUUGUCGCCAAUAGACAAGAACUGGCCACCGAGACCUUACCUGUUCUUGGACGCGACGCACAAGGAGCUGAAAAGGAUCUUCCACUUGUGGCGGUGUAAAAAAUACAGGGACCAGUUCACAGACCAGCAGAAACUUAUUUACGAGGAGAAGCUAGAGGCCAGUGAACUCUUCAAAGACAAGAAGGCUCUAUAUCCUUCCAGUGUUGGGCAGCCAUUCCAAGGAGCUUACCUGGAAAUCAACAAGAACCCCAAAUAUAAGAAACUCAAAGACGCCAUUGAAGAGAAGAUCAUUAUUGCCGAGGUCGUGAACAAAAUUAACCGCGCGAAUGGGAAGAGUACAUCCCGGAUUUUCCUCUUGACAAACAAUAACCUUCUCCUUGCUGAUCAAAAGUCCGGGCAGAUCAAGUCCGAGGUCCCCCUGGUGGAUGUGACCAAGGUCUCCAUGAGUUCACAGAACGAUGGCUUCUUUGCCGUUCACCUCAAGGAGGGCUCAGAAGCGGCUAGCAAAGGAGACUUCCUCUUCAGCAGUGACCACCUGAUUGAGAUGGCCACCAAGCUUUACCGUACGACCCUCAGCCAGACCAACCAGAAGCUCAAUAUCGAGAUCUCGGAUGAGUUCCUGGUGCAGUUCAGACAGGACAAAGUGUGUGUCAAGUUUAUCCAAGGCGCCCAGAAAAACGGGAGCGUGCCCACCUGCAAGCGGAAGAACAAUCGGCUCCUGGAAGUCGCCGUCCCUUGAGCAACGGACGCCUCUGCCCUCAUGGACUUGUCUCUCUCCGUAAUAGUGCAAUUUGAUUUUGUUUUAUUUGGGGGCUCGCUGUAUGUUUGGGGGUUGCCAAAGGCAAGCUGUUAGAGUCCUUUGGCAAAAUUAAAAGUAUUUGACUAAUCUGUUUUAAUUAUUGGAAUAGUUAAUCCUUAAGUCGACAGUCUGUCCUGGGAAGGAUUUUAGAAACUGACAAUGUCUGCUUCCACAUCCUACGUGUUUUCUCCUCAGUUAAUGUUUGUUGCCCGUAAAUCAUUAGCACAUGUAAGCGUAAAGAGGGGGCUUACAUUCAUUUAUCAGAUAUUUAUUGAACGCCUACUUUUUGCUGGGCACUGUGCUGAACUUAUUGGGAACAUUUUUAUUUUUAAAACCGUCGCCUUCUGGCUGAUUUGUAAUGGUAAAAAUAGCUAAGGAGGUAGAAGAGAUUGAGGCCAAAGGAUACUGCUAGUGAUGAUGGCAUUAGCGGGAGCCCUGUAGCGCAAUGUAACAGUAGAAGAGACGCUGGCGGCCCGGGAGGGAUUGGAGACGGACGAUUGGGUAAAAUUCCUCUAUGUUUUUUAUCUGUUAGAAAAAGAGAAAACUAACAUUGAGACAUGCACAUUUAUUUGCUCAGAACCCCUAUGAUCACAUUCUGUUAGAAAGCAGAAGUUACUCUGACUUGAGGGACGGUAACUGAAGCGGAACGCUUCGUUGCGGUUCCAAAGAAGCACGGGAUGGGACUCGAGACGCCCACGGUGCUUUCACGGAGUCGGCUGCAGUAAGAAAAGGCUGAGAGCCGUUCACAGCGGCAGAUCUUCUCUUCGAUGUGCAAUAAAGCAUCCAAGAUCGCCUUUGAAAGUUUUAUUUAUAAUAUACAUUUUUUUUUUGUAUGAGAGAGGUUCAGGGUGUGUAUUUUAGUCAAAGAUCAAAAUUAGAAUUAGCUUUCAGGGCUUCUUUUUGUUGUUGUUGUGUUUGUUCUUUAAAAUUGACGAUAAGAAUUCGCUUUGGAAACCACAUUUGAAAUUCUGGAAUCAAACUGUUUCUUAUUUGGGAGGACACUGUAUAUACAUCGGGAUUAUGUUAAAUAAUAAAAUUGCUCUAAAUUUGGUGCCAUGUGCUGGAA
This is a messenger RNA of Arvicola amphibius (Eurasian water vole), 4640 nucleotides long. RefSeq names its product myosin IB (gene Myo1b). Gene Ontology annotation, cellular component: vesicle; myosin complex; actin cytoskeleton. The record is from RefSeq and is a predicted model, not a curated record. Gene Ontology annotation, biological process: actin filament organization; vesicle transport along actin filament. NCBI's taxonomy places the organism in Eukaryota, Metazoa, Chordata, Mammalia, Rodentia, Cricetidae. The transcript is spliced from 30 exons. Gene Ontology annotation, molecular function: microfilament motor activity; ATP binding; actin filament binding. The coding region runs from base 191 to 3514 and encodes 1107 amino acids.